AUGGCAGAAAUUGAAGCUAGAGAAGCCUGCGACUGGCUGAGAGCUGCCGGGUUCCCUCAGUAUGCCCAGCUGUUUGAAGAUAUGCAGUUUCCUAUUGAUGUAAGAACUGUGAGGAAAGAUCAUGAAUUUUUAGAUGGAGAUGCCAUUGACUCACUAUUCAGACGGCUGAACACGCUGAACAAAUGCGCAUCACUGAAAGUGGAGAUAAGAUGCCAGAGGAAACAGAGUGAUGACUCUGAAGAUGAUGAACCUUGUGCAAUAAGUAACAAAUGGGCUUAUGAGAGGUGCAGUCAGAGAUGGUCUCGUAUUGAGAGCAUAGAAGGUUUCCCUGGAGAGGAAGGUGCUAGUGUGUCGGUCCCAGGCAGUCCAAUACUGAAGAGCACCAGCAAUGAGGAUACUGCCUUUCUGGAUCCUGUUGAGAAACAUGAUGUGUCCUCAGUUCACAGUGCUAGCAGUGGUGACAGUGACACUGUUAGCUUCCCAAAACCUUCUGAAGAUGUGGAAACUAGCACGAGUUCAUCAAGAUGUUCCUCACUUAAGGUGGCCUCACUGGAGUCUACUUUUAGUUGUUCCCUUUCCCCCAGUGAAUUUUUAAGUACCAUCAGUGAGGAGAAGCUUUUGGAUAAGUCACCAUAUAAAAAGAGGAAGAGCCUUUUAAAGAAAAUGGAGAAGUUGCAUUUAAGGAGCUGCAACUUAAGGAGUGGUCAGUCAAAGGCCAAACCCAUAAUAAGUGAACCUGUUCUUCUGGAAGGACUUAAUGAAGAGAAGAUGAAGAUGCUGAAUUGUGUAAAUAUUUCUGACCUCUCUGGCAUCCAAAUAAAGAAUAAUUCUUCUUUUUCUCCCAAGAGUUUCAAUAGCAGCAAUCAGUCUGAAAACAGCAGCACAGUGAGUGCUCAAAGUCCUGUUAUAAACCCACACAGCCACUGUGAAGGAAGGGAGGUAUAUGCAGAGGACUUGGAUUCCAGCAAGCUCUUGCUGUGGAAUGAUCUAUCUCAGCAAAACCUCAAAAAUGACAUGAAGUUGCAAAUGAACCAGAUGUUUCAAAUACCACAAGGCCAUAAACCUGGCACCUUCCCCAUAGCACUUACAAGCAGCUCCCUGGCUCCCGUAGAUAACUCUUCCGUCAACUGGAGAACUGGGAGUUUUCAUGGGUGCAGGAGGAGCCAGAGCAGAAGCAGUUCCAAGGACUCCAAAGUCCCCAGGAGUCACCUUUCCUGUGCAGAUAACAGGCUGAGCAUAUAUGACAACAUGCCUACCAUUGAACUUGAUAAUUUGGAAGCAGCACAAGCUGGUGAUGAUGAUGUAUUUUCAGAACUGAACAAUGUUAUAGAAGAUGUCAAUGGUCUCAAACAAUUGGUUGCUCAGUGGACAGAGAAGUUCUCAGAUGACGGGGAUUCAGACUUUGCCAGUGACUCGAGCUCGUUGUUUCCCUCUUCAUCUAAAGGAAUCUGCCUUGAAACAGGUGGCUCAGAAGAUAAGAGAGCAGAGCUCCCAGCCACUGGGGGAGAAAGCUGCUGGGAACCGGACAAAGAGACCAGUUCUGCAGGCCUGGCACAUGUGGCACGGGAAGCAGCACUGGUCUGUGGAAGAGAGUGUGAACCUGGGAAGCCUUUCCUACGGAAUGAGAACCAGUCAGCAGCCCAGCUAGCCCGAACACAAAAACUGGCUUUGCUGAAACUCACCGCCUUGAUGGACAGAUACUCCCCUUCCAGUAAGCAAGGCUGGAACUGGACUAUACCAAGGUUCAUCAAAAAAAUAAAAGCCUCUGACUACAAGGACAAGAAUGUUUUUGGGGUUCCUUUACUCCUGAAUGUCCAGAGAACAAGCCACCCACUGCCUAAUGGCAUACUCCAAGCACUGGACUAUCUGAGAAGCCACUUCCUUGACCAGGUUGGCCUGUUCCGAAAAUCCGGUGUUAAAUCCAGGAUUCUGUCUUUAAGAGAAAUGAAUGAAACCAGCCCAAACAACGUGUGUUAUGAAGGACAGUCAGCAUUUGAUGUGGCAGAUAUGGUGAAGCAGUAUUUCCGAGACCUUCCUGAGCCCAUCUUCACCAGCAGACUCUGCGAAUCCUUCCUCCACAUCUACCAAUACGUGCCAAAAGAUCAGCAGUUCCAGGCUGUCCAGGCUGCUAUUGUCCUUCUCCCAAAGGAAAACCAAGAAGCUUUGAAAAUCCUCCUGUUCUUCCUGCGAGAUGUGGUUGCUUUUGUGGAGGAAAACCAGAUGACCCCAACCAACAUUGCUGUUUGUCUUGCACCAUCUUUGUUUCACCUCAACACCCUGAGAAGGGACAGUUCCCCCAGGUCGAGUCAGAGGAAAUGCAGCCUGGGGAAGCCGGACCAGCGGGAGCUGAGUGAGAACCUGGCAGCGACGCAGGGCUUGGCCCACAUGAUAAUGGAGUGCAACAGACUCUUCCAG
This is a messenger RNA of Nestor notabilis (Kea), 2415 nucleotides long. RefSeq names its product rho GTPase-activating protein 7-like. The record is from RefSeq and is a predicted model, not a curated record. Gene Ontology annotation, molecular function: GTPase activator activity; protein binding. Gene Ontology annotation, biological process: actin cytoskeleton organization; signal transduction; regulation of Rho protein signal transduction. The annotation marks the transcript as partial. The transcript is spliced from 9 exons. NCBI's taxonomy places the organism in Eukaryota, Metazoa, Chordata, Aves, Psittaciformes, Psittacidae.